Molecule: messenger RNA, 4173 nt
Organism: Puccinia triticina
Lineage: Eukaryota; Fungi; Basidiomycota; Pucciniomycetes; Pucciniales; Pucciniaceae
Exons: 10
Coding region: 1-4173 (1390 amino acids)
Source: RefSeq, a predicted model, not a curated record
AUGAUCUCGCAGACCAAUGCACAGCCCGGCACAAGUGCCACUGGCCAACCAGAACCCGAAAGCACCCCCCCUUGCCCCAAGCAACGGGCUGAAUCCAGCGCAAACGGUUUGCCUCUACCGGAUUCUGUACCGCCCGUGGUUUCAGAGACCAACGCGCAGUCGGGCGCGUCCACCAAUGGUCAACCUGAAUCACACAGCAAGCCCACUUCAUCGAAGCGACGGGCUGAGUCCAGCUUCCCUGAAGAUGCUUCAAAUGGUUUGCCUCAGCCAAAUCCCUUGUCAAGGCCCCGAGUUGAAUCUAGCCUUCCUCAGGAGGAUGAGUUAGCCGAUUUGCCUCAGUCACAUAUAUCCUCAGAAACCCCUCAGCUGGACCCUGCUUAUCCUUCGAAACGCCCACGCAGCUAUCCGACACCAAUGUUGGACCCUAUCCGCCGGCGACCCGCAUGGAUUGUUGAGCGGCAUUUGGCCACGCUCGCGGAUAAUGGUAAAAACAGCAAUCGAGCGUGCCUCGGCGUCGACUUGAUAAACUUUUCCGAUUCUGCGGAGGUGCCUCAACCGCUUGCGUUGUUGCAAUACAACAAUUCAAGCAUUCACCCCAACUCCCCUAGUACGAAAGAUCACAAUGGGGGUGUUGACCCACGCCCCAAUUCCACUCAGGUACCUGCUCAGGGUCAUAGUACACAAUCCUAUGACUUCGGCUCUCCAGCUGCACGAUCCCCCUUUCAAGAAACUGCUUUGGAACCGGCUGAUCUGGCGAGUUCUACAUCGAAGAUCCAACCUGCUCAUGGAGAACAAUGGGGAAGCAGUUCAGAGGAUCCUUUGAUUCCAGUGAAUGGCCUAUCCGACGAACAGACAAGUGUGCCGCAGUUGCUCCCAUUGGUACUUAACUACCAUCCCAUCGAGUGCCCAACCCCGGUCACCACCUCUCUCAAUCCUAUUCCCUUCGAACAGGAAUUACCAUCAGUCGAGUACAACCAGGAAGAAAUACAAGCUCCGGAUCUGCUGAUUGACUUAGACAGCUUCCCUUCAGUAGAAGUAACGGAAGACCAAUCGUCCUCGAGGGUUCCUACUGCUAUUCACGGGGACCUUGCAGGCUUGAUGCCGGAGGGCUUCAACAGUCCUCGACUACUAUUACACGGGUCAACAGAUCCUACAACCUUUGAAGCUGCUAUGGCCUCAAACCCACGGCCAGGCAGCUCGAAUACCAUUGCGAGCGAGCUUUUUCACCACCAACCGCACCAUAACGCCGCCAGCCAGAGCUUACCGGACCCACCGCCGCUGCCGCGGAGUGUCACACCUAGCGGUGAUGCUUCCCCGCAGCUGCCUGCCAGCUUAGAAACUGCGAACAAGUCCGCUCAACACCAACGGGACCAUAACACGGCCAACCGGAGCUUACAGGACCCACCCUUGCUGCUGCCGAGUGCCACUCCGAGGGGCGAUGCUUCCCAGCAGCUGCCUGCCGGCCCAGAGGCUGUCAACGAGCCCGCUCGACACCCACCGGACUACAACACGGCCGAUCAGAGCUUAGCGGACCCACCGCCGCUGCCGCCGAGUGCCACUCCGAGGGGCGAUGCUUCCCAGCAGCUGCCUGCCGGCCCAGAGGCUGUCAACGAGCCCGCUCGACACCCACCGGACUACAAGAGUGUCACACCUAGAGGUGAUGCUUCCCCGCAGCUGCCUGCCAGCUUAGAGACUGCGAACGAGUCCGCUCGACACCAACGGGACCAUAACACGGCCAACCGGAGCUUACAGGACCCACCCUCGCUGCCGCCGAGUGCCACUCCGAGGGGCGAUGCUUCCCAGAAGCUGCCUGCCGGCCCAGAGGCUGUCAACAAGCCCGCUCGACACCCACCGGACUACAACACGGCCGAUCAGAGCUUAGCGGACCCACCGCCGCUGCCGCCGAGUGCCACUCCCAGGGGUGAUGCUUCCCAGCAGCUGCCUGCCGGCCCAGAGGCUGUCAACGAGCCCGCUCGACACCAACCGGACCAUAACACGGCCGAUCAGAGCUUAGCGGACCCACCGCCACUGCCGCCGAAGGCUGUCAACGAGCCCGCUCGACACCAACCGGACCAUAACACGGCCGAUCAGAGCUUAGCGGACCCACCGCCGCUGCCGCCGAGUGCCACUCCAAGGAGCAAUGCUUUCCAGCAGCUGCCUGCCGGCCCAGAGGCUGUCAACGAGCCCGCUCGACACCAACCGGACUACAACACGGGCGAUCCGAGCUUACCGGACCCACCCCCGCUGCCGCCGAGCGUGGCUCCUAGCGGUGAUGCUUCCCAGCAGCUGCCUGCCAGCUUGGAAGCUGCGAACAAGCCCGCUGAUCACCACCAAGCGGACUGUAACAUCGCCGAUCAGAACUUACCGGACCCACUGCUGCAGGUAUUGCCUAGUUGCGACGUUGGAAUUCCUUCUUCACAUCUAGGCAAGCACCCCCCAACAGCGUCAACAGAAAGCCCGCGUGAAGAGGACUUGGAUCAGAGACGCAAGCGUUUAAAGGAGCGACAAUGGCACACAGAUCCGAAGAAACUUACUAUUGCGAAGAUCAAGGAGGUACUGACCGAAUUUGCAAUCAAACCGCACUCGAGUGACAAGAAGGAAAACUACGUAAAGCAUUACGAAACCUUGGCUAAACAGCAAGAGGAAGUGUGGGCUAAAUACCUGGAAGAAAAGGAAUUGUGGGCGAAACACUCGGGACCGUCAUGCGAGAGGCAUCAAGCAAACAAGGAGACGCAGAAGACUCCCCAGCUUGAUCAAGAAAUACCGGUAAACGUUCCCGUCACCCAAUCCAAAACAGCAAAAGGUAAACAGAGAGCGGAUGAUCCUGCCCAUGUAGGUGGCUCUCUGAGCGUUCGAAGUGUCAAAGUGCUAGAGCCCCCGAAUCUUUGCGACAAGGAUUCAGUAGAACCAGUUCCGGAGAUCCCCGAUCUGAUCAACCUAUCACCGGCGGUUAAUCCACCACGCCAGUUACCCUCCCACAAGCAGCCGGGACCAUCGACCGCCCAACAGUUCAAAACCCCGUUUCCUACGCAACGGCUAAUCCGAUGGGCCGCAACCGUGGAUGACGCAAUGCACCAAAUGGAUGUAGAUGAUCCCCCCAUUCACACCGACAAACCCGAUGAUCCUGCUGUACCGGGGAAUUUAUUGGAUAUUGCUAAGUCAUUACUACAAUCUAUGCAAACCAUAGCAACUGGUGUCUCAUCACUCCAAGCCACACCUGCCUCGGAUCCGACUCAUUCGGGCGCUGCCUCCCGUUUGCGCCCACCCUCCCGAGCUGUGCCAUCAGACCAAGAAGAAGAAAUUCACAAAACCCCCAGUGCAAGGCCCCGUGGCCGCAGGGCGACCCCAAGACCUGCACCCUCUGGACCCAUACCACGAGGUGGACCCAUCCCGGAUGCAAUACGGCAACACUGUGCCACCCUCCUUGGGCGCGGUCCGCGAGAUCUACUCCCACCUCCUGCAACUGCCGCGGAACGGAGAUCCUGGAUUUACACGCUAGAGCAGCAAUCCGACGGACACGCGUCUGACACCAAUAGCAACAGCAGCGUCGCUCGUGACAAUCUUGGUUUGCCGACAAGCACGGCCGCCAACACAUUCCUGUGGGACCUCGCCGUUUGGAUCUUCAUGACAUUAGUGGAUGCUGGCAAAUACAAGGACGUCACGCGGGAGACAUGUAGUGAAGAGAUGACACCUGAGCAGAGAGCAUUACGCGACAAGGCCCACCGACGAAAUACCCGUCGGUCAAGGCUUCGCGAGUGGCGCAUCUCCACACUUCUGUCCGAGCCGUCUCUCGCCCAACUCUUGCCAAUUGUGGAAAGCUGCUGCAGUGAAGACAAGACCGACGACGAGGCACCCGAGCCGCCGAAUGCGCGACAAAAAUCUUGUGUCACGCUCACGAUGCCAUGGCGCCAUUCACGAGUCACUCGUCUCAUGAUGGAGCUCGAUCGAAUAAGAAGCAAUCGCCGGGACAAGCACAGCAAUGCACCCCCAACGCGUACACGCAGGCAAUCAGCAAACCCAAAUCAAAGUACAGUCUCAGCCCCGCAUGGGUUACCAAUAGGAACGUACAACCAAGACUGGUUGCGCCAACUUUUGGGUUACGACGCUGAGAGCUUGAAGCCCACGACAGCGCCCGCCAUUGGUCACUUCAUCGAGGUCCUCAAGACUCUUUGA